This is a messenger RNA of Oryza sativa Japonica Group (Japanese rice), 1860 nucleotides long. Its product is annotated as transcription factor GTE7. The record is from RefSeq and is a predicted model, not a curated record. NCBI's taxonomy places the organism in Eukaryota, Viridiplantae, Streptophyta, Magnoliopsida, Poales, Poaceae. Gene Ontology annotation, molecular function: protein binding.
UUCUCCCCUUUCCCCGUGCGGAUCCACCCACUCUCGCCAGCGCAGCAGCAGCAGCACGCGAAACCCUCGCCGGCGACGGCGACGGUGAUGGCCUCCGCCCUGCUCGCCGGCCGGGGCGGGGUUAACCACCACCACCACCACCACCAGUGGGGGGAGACCCGUGCCCCGCUCGCGCCCGUGGCCCCCAAUUCCGAUCCCAACCACCCUCUCCAGCAGCGCGCCAACGGCUCGGCCACGAGGCCGCCGCCGUCAAGCUACGUGGCGCUGCGGCCGGGGGCAAUGGCUCACCGCGAGGCCCGCGCGCUGCGGGACCGCCUCGCCGGCGAGCUUGGCCAGGUCCGCGCCCUCAUCGCCCGGAUCGACACGUGGCAGCAGGGUCAGGUGAAGCGCCAUGGCUCGCCUCGCCGGGACCUCCCCACGCCGCCGGCGAAGCUCAGGGCGGCGAUGCGGAAGCGUUGCGAGCAGAUCCUGGCGAAGCUGCGGAAGGACAAGCGGAGCAUCUGGUUCAACGCCCCCGUCGAGGUCGACCGCCUCGGGCUCCACGACUACCACGCAGUCAUCAAGUGCCCCAUGGAUCUCGGCACGGUGAGGGCGAACCUCGCCGCCGGAAGGUACCCCUCACACGACGACUUCGCCGCCGACGUCCGGCUCACGUUCAGCAACGCGCUGAGAUACAACCCUGCGGGGCACGAGGUCCACACCUUCGCCGGCGACCUCCUGGCGUCCUUUGAGAAGAUGUACAAGGCAUCUAUGUCUUGGUUCGAGCAGGAACUCAAGCUCCUUGAGCCGCCGAUGCCAGUGCCGCCACCGGAAUUGCCACCGGCGACAGCUCCGGUGCAGGUGAAACCAAGGGCAGCGAAUGUGAAAAUGCGGAAGCCGAAGGCAAGGGAGCCGAACAAGAGGGAUAUGACGCUGGAGGAGAAGAACUUGUUGAGGGUUGGGUUGGAGAGCUUGCCAGAGGAGAAGAUGCAUAAUGUGCUGCAGAUUGUGCGGAAGAGGAAUGGCAAUCCUGAGCUGGUUGGGGGUGAGAUCGAGCUGGAUAUUGAUGAGAUGGAUGUCGAGACACAGUGGGAGCUUGAUCGAUUCGUCAACAACUUCAAGAAGGCGCUCAACAAGAGUCGACGGGCUGCCAUUGUUAAUGGUGAAAAUGCCGAUGUCAUUGAUGCUUCCGUGGCUAAUGAUAGUGAUAUGCUGGUGAAUGGCAGUACCGCUACGAUGGUGGACAACGGUGAUGUGACAAUGGCAAUAGAGAGCAAGGAUCCUGACAAGAUCACUACACAGGCCGAGCAGUUGGAUGAGUAUGUAGAUAUCGGGGAUGAAAUGCCAACAGCAACUUACCAAUCAGUGGAGAUUGAGAAGGAUACUGAGGCCGCGAGCAGUGGGUCCUCAUCAUCCAGUGAUUCAGGGAGCUCAAAGGACAGUGUCUCAGAAUCUGGCAAUGCCCAUUCUCUGGUGUAAGGCCUCCAUUCUAACAGUAGGAUACGAGUAGGUGGAUGAUUAAUUUCCUUUUGUGUGAUUGGUGGUGUAGAGACACCAAAAGUGUAGGUGUUUUGUAAGUUGAUUAAGAGGAGUUGGUAUCUGUUUGGAUUUAGUCAAGAUUAAUUUGUAGCGAGUGAACUGGCUUUGUGGCUAUUCUGAUAGCGCAGGUGUCCUAUGUACAUAUAAGUGAAAAAUGGAGACUACGGUAGCAAUUGGUAGACUGGUAGUUCACCAGGCUUUCUGAUCUGAAGAAGUGAAUAUGGUUCAUGUGGCUGUCUGUUCUUCUAGUUCUCAAUGCAGUUGUUUUGUUACAACUGUCAUAUACUCUUAAUACUCUUACGUAAUUUGAUGUGUCAUUAUGGGUGAUUGUAACUGUGGCAA